Molecule: messenger RNA, 2054 nt
Organism: Eimeria necatrix
Lineage: Eukaryota; Apicomplexa; Conoidasida; Eucoccidiorida; Eimeriidae
Product: WD-repeat membrane protein, putative
Exons: 12
Biological process (GO): rRNA processing
Cellular component (GO): small-subunit processome
Molecular function (GO): protein binding
Source: RefSeq, a predicted model, not a curated record
AGCAGCAGGAGCAGCAGCAGCAGGAGCAGCAGCAGCAGGAGCAGCAGCAGCAGGAGCAGCAGCAGCAGGAGCAGCAGCAGCAGCAGCAGCAGCAGCAGCAGCUGCAGCAGCAGCAGCAGCUGCAGCUGCAGCUGCAGCUGCAGCUGCAGCUAUUGCAGCAGCAGCUGCAGCAGCAGCAGCAGCAGCAGCAGCAGCAGCAGCAGCAGCAGCAGCAGCGUGACGGCGAUUGCGCAGAGUCCCUGCUGCGACGUCGUGGCUGGAGAGACAACGCACUGGUGGAGUGGGUCUUCGACAGCGCCGAUGGAAUCCCGAGGGAGUUGAGGGCCCGCAGGGGCCACGUGGGGACCGUCACGCACAUGCAGUUCUACAGCCCCGAGGGGACGGAGUUGCUGGUUGCGAGCUCGUUGGGGGGUCGAGGGUUUUUGGGUUUUAUCUCUUUAAUUCAGCAGCAGCAAAACUGCGUCUUUUCUCAGAAGAAUCUUAAAAACAUUCAGGGGCUGUGCGACGUGGAGGUUUGCGACACGUUGUUGGGGGUUUGGCGGGAAGGAAUUAAUGCCCACUGUUUAGCGCCUAGGGAGCCGAAAGUGCUGCUGCCUCCCGAACCUGCUGCAGCAGCAGCAGCAGCAGCAGCAGCAACAGCAGUUUGCUGCAGCAGCUGCGGCAACUUUGCUGUUGUGGGGUACGCCGAUGGCCGCAUGCACAAGUUCAAUCUUCAGUCGGGGCUUCACCGUGGGGAAUUCAAAAGCAGCAGCAGCAGCAGCAGCAGCAGCAGCGGCAGCAGCAGCAGCAGCAGCAGCAGCAGCAGCAGCAGCGAGCAGCAGCAGCAGCAGCAGCAGCAGCAGCAGCAGCAGCAGCAAGCUGCAGCAGCUAAAAAAAGCCCACACCGGCAAAAUUUGUGGGGUGUUUAUGGUGGGGCCCUCUAUGGACUGCAGCCUGGCGCUGUGGGACUUGAGCAGCUGCUUGCUGCUGCAGCGGAAGCUGCUGCUGCUGCCGGACGGCAGCAAAGGGGGGGGGGUUUGUGGGACACCUCAGUUCUCGUGUACGACCUUUUUGCUGCUGCUUUUUCCGACUUCUUUUCUUUCAAACUUCGACCCAACUUUUUGCUCUUCGACCCCUCCGCCGCGAGGCUCCUCGUCGCCCUCGACUCCCCCCAAACUGGGAUUUAUGAACUUACAAACAAAUGCCUCUUAAGUGAAAACCCGGGGGCCCCCCUGCUGCAGGGGCCCCCCAAGUUUCCAGUGCCGAUGGAGGGGUCUGCUGCUGCUGCUGCUGCUGCUGCUGCUGCUGCAGCAGCAGCAGCAAAUGAGGCGGAGGAUGCUGCAGCAGAUGCUGCUGCUGCUGCUGCUCUUUUGAAUUAUAAAAGCAAAGAAAGUCCUUUGGAAGUGGGAGCAAUAACUCUUUCGGGUGUAUCGACAGCUCGCGUACACUCCAUUUUGUACCUCGAUGAAAUGAAGGCCUCCGCAACGCCCGCAAAAGCGCCGGAAGUUCUGGCGGAAGUUCCUUUCUUUUUGCCGGGGCGUUACAGCGAGGGUUCAGGUGUACAUACACCUGAACUCGCGCUGGAGCUGGAGCUUUUUGGCGCCAAAAAAGACGAAAAUGCGGCAAAAGAAGAAAUAAAUAAAAAGCAAAAAACAAAUAAGUUCAAAUCGCAGCUUCAGAAGCUCUUGGGUGUACAGACACCGAAGAAAGAGAAGAAGUUCCAGGACAUCCUCAGCUACCUCAAGGCACUCUCCCCCACCGCCGUUAAUUUGGCCCUCGCCGAACUGGGGCCCCUCGUGGGGGCCCCCGAGGAGGAAGCCCACGCUGAACUUUUCCUAACUCCCUCCGAAGCAGCAGCAGCAGACCCAGCAGCAGCAGCAGCAGCAGACCCAGCAGCAGCAGCAGCAGCAGCAGCAGCAGCAGCAGCAGCAGCAGCAGCAGAUUUCAAAGGGCGUUGUUUGAGUCUGUUGGAAGAAAUAAAAGAAAUAACAAAAAGAGAUUGGGGAAUUUUGGAAAAUCAAUUUCAGCAAAUUGAAUGCACUUUGAAGUUUUUGGCGCAUUUGCAAAUGGACUAA